Molecule: messenger RNA, 2367 nt
Organism: Knipowitschia caucasica
Lineage: Eukaryota; Metazoa; Chordata; Actinopteri; Gobiiformes; Gobiidae
Source: the annotation of a GenBank genome assembly
AUGAAUGAGUUCAACAGUAGUCUGGGUGAUGGGGUGUAUGUCACUGAUGCCUAUUGUGUAGAAGGCAAAGAGAAGGAGCUGAUAGCCUUUAUGAAAUCUGGUGGAGGGGUGCUCAUUGCGGGACAGGCCUGGUCGUGGGCAGAGGGACGUCCCAAAGAUAACCCACUGCUGCAUUUCCCUGGGAAUAAAGUGGCUGGAGUGGCAGGAGUCUACUUCUCUAAACAUAGAGGAGACGCUGAGUGCAUCCCAGUCUUCCCCACAAUCCCUGCGUCCUGGAUGUCUGUCGUAACUGGGAUGGAUUAUGAGGACGACUUGGAGUUCUUACUUCAAGGCAUCUCAGAGUUUGACAUUAAAGGAGUGGUUGCCUCUGAGAUCCUGAUCCACGGACCGCUGGCCUUCCCCAUCGGGACCAUGCCAGACGGAAGCGCCUUCUUGGCUGGAGCCUACUACGGAAAGGGCAGAGUGAUGGUGAUGUCACAUGAAAACCUGUUAAAAAGAGAGACUUUUGCUCCCUUCAUCAACAACGCUCUUCACUGGUUGGACGAGGGCAGACAGGGUGUAGUCGGAGUGUUUCCCAACCUGUACCAGGCCAAAGUGUUCAAGGAGUUCGACUUAAAGUGUGAAAAGACUGAGUUGCGAAAGGACUUGAGCGUGUAUGUGUGCAUGGUCUAUAAGGACGAGAAGGUGGAGGAGAUCCAGGAGUUUGUGGCCGAGGGAGGAGGCUUGUUGAUCGCAGGACAAGCCUGGCACUGGGCACAGAACCAUAAAGGCGCACAUUUCAUGACUGACUUUGCAGGAAACAAGAUCUUGAACAAAAUGGGCAUGACUCUGUGGAACACGAAAAUUACAGGAACGGAUCCGGUUCCGAACCAGGCCAAAAAUGACACUUACUACUUCAGACACGUCCUGCACAAGUUUACCCGACACGUGACUCAAGGAGAAGAGCUCACUGCACAUGAAGAAGAGUGGCUGAACAAACUGGGCGGAGACUGCACCAAGUACCUGAACCUGGACGCAUGCAACAACAACUUCAACCAGAUCAUGAGCACUUUCACAGAGAUCAUCAAGAAGGCGGGCUUGCCAAAGGUGUGUGAGAAAUGCCCCGUGAAAAGUGAAAGAGACAAGUUCCUGCUGAAAAUUGGGGAAGUACUUUAUAAGAAACAUCACAAUCCAGAAGAACUUUUACCAUUCCUUAUUAAAGACAACCCCCUGCUGCCCGUCCUUUACAACCAGAAUAUCAGCAUAGACACAGAUACAGGAGGUGGAGAGGAGUGGGUGAGCACCGGUCUGUAUUUGGCUCCUGGGAUGAAGACCUACUUGACCGUACCAGCAAAUGUUAUCGACAAGGGCUUGAAGGUGCAGAUCGGAUGCCAAAUGGAUUCAAUCAGUGAGGCCAAGGUGUUGAAGAGAGCUCCGUGUGUCUGUGAGAGGUUCCCGGUCACUUCAGAGAUGCUGCUGGUGCACAACCUGUGGGGAGGCCUCAUUUACUUCAUCGUUCCUCCAAAAACUAAAGUGGCGUUCACAGCCGUUGCUCAAAUGGCCGUUCCUGCUCCAUAUUACAAAUCAGGGGAAACCUCUCUGUCUGAUUGGUCACUUCUGAGCAAGGCCCCAUCUCCCUGGGCAGAGCUGGAGUUUGAGAACGUCAUUCUGACGGUGCCCUCAGAGGUGAUCCGGAAUCUGGAGCGUCCUGAUGAGCUGGCCGAGCUCUGGGACAAGAUGUUGAGGGCCGUUGCAGACUUGGCUGCAAUCCCACCCAAGUUUAAACGAAAAGAGAGAUUUGUCUGUGAAGUGCAGAUCUCGCAUGGCUGGAUGCAUGCAGGUUACCCCAUCAUGGCACACAAAGCCUCCGCUCAACAGAUGGUCAGUGUUAAACAUGCAACAACCAAAGGUCUGUGGGGACCUUUACAUGAGCUGGGACACAACCGACAGAGAGGAUGCUGGGAGUUUCCCCCUCACACCACAGAGGCCACAUGCAACCUGUGGCCUCUUUACGUGCACGAGACAGUGUUAAAUCUCAAAGGAUCAAGGGGGAAAGAACAACCGAAAUAUGUAGAAAAAUAUAUUACAAACGGAAGAAAUUUGUCUCAGUGGCACGUGUGGACAGCACUGGAGACAUACUUGCAGCUGAAGGACAAAUUUGGCUGGGAUGCUCAUAAGAAGGUGUUCGCUGCUUACCACAACAUGAGUGGCUUUCCCAAAAACAGAGAUGGGAAGAUGAACCUUUACGCUGUGACCUUCUCCGAGAUUGUGGGGAUGGACUUGAGCGGGUUUUUCAAAGCCUGGGGGUGGCCUAUAGAGGGCGACACUGAGAAGAAACUGUCCAACCUGCCUGCCUGGAUCGACCACCCUAUGGCCCAAUACAACUGA